This is a messenger RNA of Oncorhynchus gorbuscha (pink salmon), 1558 nucleotides long. RefSeq names its product sin3 histone deacetylase corepressor complex component SDS3. Bases 94 to 1131 code for a protein of 345 amino acids. Gene Ontology annotation, cellular component: Sin3-type complex. The record is from RefSeq and is a predicted model, not a curated record. Gene Ontology annotation, biological process: negative regulation of transcription by RNA polymerase II. The transcript is spliced from 13 exons. Gene Ontology annotation, molecular function: histone deacetylase binding. NCBI's taxonomy places the organism in Eukaryota, Metazoa, Chordata, Actinopteri, Salmoniformes, Salmonidae.
CUUAACAGACGUAGGCGCUGUUUUGUUAUGUACAGCAAUUCAAAUCGAUUGUUUAUCUAACGUUUGUUUACAAUUUUACUAGCUAGCCAUCAUAUGGCUUCCACUUUACUAUCACCGAUGGUAGAUUAUUACAAUGAUGAAGAAGAACUUGAUAGUGUGGACGAGGACGAUGAUCGAAGCUUCAGAGGAAUAGACUCGGAAGAAGUGACCUGCUCAAAUGGUUCCUGGACUCUGCACACCUCCUCCACCACCUCCCAUUCCUCUUGGGUCAGAGCAUCGACAGACACUGAAGACGCCAGUGAAACUGACCUAGCGAAACACAACGAGGAUGACUAUGUGGAAAUUAAAGAACAGAUGUACAAAGACAAGUUGGUAUCAUUGAAAAGGCAGUUGACGCAACUCCAAGAAGGAACACUUCAGGAGUACCAGAAGAGAAUGAAGAAGCUGGACCAGCAAUAUAAAGAGAGACUUCGCAAUGCUGAUCUCUUCCUCCAACUCGAGACAGAACAGGUGGAAAGGAACCACAUCAAAGAGAAAAAAGCGGCGGUGAAGGAGUUUGAUGAUAAGAAGGUUGAGCUGAAGGAAAAUUUAAUUUCUGAGCUGGAGGAGAAGAAGAAGAUGAUAGAGAAUGAGAAAUUAACAAUGGAGUUGACCGGCGAUUCUAUGGAGGUGAAAACCAUCAUGACCCGGAAGUUGAGGAGGAGACCCAACGAUCCAGUCCCCAUUCCAGACAAAAGAAGGAAACCUGCACCUGCUCAGUUAAACUAUUUGCUAACAGACGAACAGAUAAUGGAAGAUCUGCGAACACUGAACAAGCAGCUGAAGUCCCCCAAGCAUCCAGUGUCUCCGUCUUCUCCAGACCAUAUGCCCACCACUCCAGUAGAGGCCCCUUCACAGCGCUAUGAAGCCCGCAUCGAAGAAGGAAAGCUCUACUAUGACAAGAGAUGGUACCAUAAGGGCCAAGCCAUCUACCUGGAGUCAAAGGAGAAUACCAAGAUCAGCUGUGUCAUCAGCUCUGUGGGAACAAACGAGAUCUGGGUGAGGAAGACCACUGACAGCACAAAGAUGAGGAUCUACCUGGGACAACUGCAGAGAGGAGCGUUUGUCAUCCGACGGCGGUCGGCGGCAUAGAACACAUGCCCCUUCCUUCUGUUUCUCCAUCCAUCUCUAUAGCAUCUCCCUCAUUCUCUCUUUUUUUUCCUUGCUCUGCCGUUCAGCCGGAAUCAUGCCAUAUUUUCUAAGAGCGACAUCUGAACUGCACCAUCAAUACGUGGAGGAGGGGGAAAUGGACACAACAUUUUCAUAUUGUCUCUUCAUCUGGUAAAUUGUCUGUUUAUAGUUUUUUUGCUCCUGUUAUAUUGACCUUUUUAUUGCUUAUAAAAAAAUAUAUAAUGUAUUGACUUGACUUAAGGUUUUAAUUUGUAUCUGUGAUAUUGACAUUAGAUGAGUCUAAUUCACUCGUGGAAUAGCUAUUGGACUUGGCUGGGAAGAUGAAACCUAACAAUUUCUAAUUGUACGUUUUGUGCGUUCCAUUUAUUAAAGAUGUUAUUGCCUUUGA